Molecule: messenger RNA, 6440 nt
Organism: Macrosteles quadrilineatus (aster leafhopper)
Lineage: Eukaryota; Metazoa; Arthropoda; Insecta; Hemiptera; Cicadellidae
Product: inosine-5'-monophosphate dehydrogenase 1-like
Exons: 13
Coding region: 200-1759 (519 amino acids)
Biological process (GO): GTP biosynthetic process
Cellular component (GO): cytoplasm
Molecular function (GO): IMP dehydrogenase activity
Source: RefSeq, a predicted model, not a curated record
UGGCCGGUGUACAUUGAACUGAAGAGUGCAGACGCUGUACAAGGGCCGAUAAAUAUAUCUCAUAUAAAUCUUGUUAGGCAUACCACGUGGAACCUACGUUGCGGAAAACCAACCAUAGAGUUUUUUUACAUAAUAUAUAUAUUUUUCAAUAUCUUAAAACUUUCCAAACAUAUAUUUUUGUUGUAAAUUGUAUAUUGAUAUGGCCGAUUACUUAAUUUGUGCUGGAGCUGGUUAUGUACCUGAAGAUGGUCUUACAGGGGCACAGCUGUUUUCCAAUGGGGAUGGACUUACAUACAAUGACUUCAUUCUACUGCCAGGUUUCAUUGAUUUUACUGCAGAUGAAGUUGACUUGACAUCAGCCCUGACAAAGAAGAUUACUUUGCAGGCUCCUUUGGUCUCUUCCCCCAUGGACACUGUGACAGAGUCAGAAAUGGCAAUCGCCAUGGCGCUGUGUGGAGGCAUUGGAAUCAUUCACCAUAACUGCACGCCUGAAUACCAAGCCAACGAAGUCGCCAAAGUUAAGAAAUACAAACACGGGUUUAUCCGUAACCCUAUUGUCUUGUCACCUGAACAUUUUGUGGCAGAUGUAUUUCGGCUAAAAAAAGAGCAUGGUUUCUGCGGUUUUCCAGUCACAGAAAACGGUAAAAUCGGUGGAAAACUGGUCGGAAUUAUUACAUCCAGAGAUAUUGAUUUCCGUGAAGAUGCCCAAAGUCAAAGACUAAAAUUAGAGACUGUCAUGACAAAAUUGGACCAGUUAGUAUACGCCACUUCUGAUGUCACCUUGGAAGAAGCUAACAGCAUUCUGGAGAAGUCCAAGAAAGGAAAACUUCCGAUAGUUAAUGACAAAGGAGAGUUGGUAGCCUUGAUUGCUCGUACUGAUCUGAAGAAGUCCAGAGAUUACCCCCACGCCAGUAAAGACGAAAACAAACAGUUGCUCGUCGGGGCAGCCAUCAGUACACGGAAUGAGGAAAAGGAAAGACUAAAACUUCUAGCCGCCGCUGGAGUCGAUGUUAUUGUUUUGGAUUCUUCUCAAGGAAAUUCAGUUUAUCAAAUAGAUAUGAUAAGGUACAUAAAAAAAGAAUAUCCUGAACUUCAAGUCAUCGGUGGUAAUGUGGUGACUGCUGCUCAAGCCAAGAACCUGAUAGAUGCGGGCGCUGACGGAUUAAGAGUAGGAAUGGGCUCAGGCAGCAUCUGUAUCACACAAGAAGUUAUGGCUGUGGGCAGACCCCAGGGUACAGCAGUGUAUAAGGUGUCAGAGUACGCUAGGAGGUUUGGCGUCCCAGUCAUUGCUGACGGAGGAAUACAGAACAUCGGCCACAUUAUCAAGGCUCUAUCUCUAGGAGCAUCUACAGUGAUGAUGGGUUCACUGCUGGCUGGAACAUCUGAAGCUCCAGGGGAGUACUACUUCUCAGACGGAGUGAGGCUCAAGAAGUACCGAGGAAUGGGCAGUCUGGAGGCCAUGAACAGAAAAGAUGCCCAGGGUGGUGCCAUGGACAGAUACUUUCACAGUGAGAUGGACAAGCUGAAGGUGGCGCAGGGAGUCAGUGGCUCCAUCGUAGACAAAGGCUCUGUUCUGAGGUUCCUGCCGUACCUGCAGUGUGGUCUGAGACAUGGUUGUCAGGAUAUCGGAGCUCGCAGUCUCUCACUCCUCAGAUCGAUGAUGUACUGUGGUGAGCUCAAGUUCGAGCGCAGAACACAAUCCGCGCAAUCUGAGGGCAACGUUCACAGCCUCUUUUCAUAUGAGAAACGACUUUUCUAGCUAAGCUCUGGGGGAGAUGGGAAGGCUAAGUAAGCAGUUCUUGCCCCUACACCAACCCAAGGAUACCACAUUCUUCAUGGUAUUUUUAUGUGAUACACUCAAGGAUUUCAUGUUCCUUCCUUGAAAUAUUUCAUGAUUAUCUGAUUAUUUACAUAAUAUUUUAUAUUAUUUGUGUUCCCAUGUUGUUCUUCAAAGGGUAUCCCUUUUAAAUAAUGACUAUUUUUAAGACACAAUCAUUUCUUUAUGAUCACGAUUAUUGGUUAAUUUCUUUUGUAUGUAUUUUUGGCAUCAGUGUUUAAAUACUACCUGUUACUUCUGUUAAAUAAUAGCUAGUAUUUGUAUUUUGUUUGAUAUAAUCUUUUCUUUAUACAAUUGCGAUUAUUGGUAUUAACUGCGGUCAAUUUUUUAGUAUCCCAGUUAAUAAUGGCUUGUAUUUGUUGUUUUUACGUUAUAUUCUUUACACAGAUCAGUUAUUUUAUAAUUUAACCUCUGAUAGAAGUUUUUUGUUUCUUUUUUACAUAAUGACUAUUUUGUAUUUUCACUACAUAAUCUUGAGGGUAAGUCUCUGUAAUGCUUAGGCAAGUUUUGUUGUAGAUUAUUUCUUUUUUUUAUGUAUCGGUUGUUUGAUGUUUUAAUGCUAAAUAUUUUGAAAAUUCUCCUCUGAAAAUUAAUACUAUUCCAUUUACAUUUGUAUACAUGUUUUUUCUCACUUCUUUUUUAGUAAAAUAUUUAGAAAGUUCUUUGUUAUGUCAAGGAUUAACACCAUAUACUAAUAAAUGUUAUUGCAAGUUUAUUUUUACAAAUUGUUUUAAAAACAUUUCGGUUGUUAUUUAUAUUUUGUGUUGUUAUCUACUACACUGAGUCAAUCAAUGGACUAUUUCCUAUCUUGUCCAACCAAAUGCAUAAGAGAUUUCUUGUGUAUUGGUUUAAAUCAAUCAUCUGGUUUAUGAUGUGAUAAAAGUGUUAUCUACAAUGUCAUUUUCUUCCAUGUUGUUUUAUUGAGAAUCGUUUUAGUUCAAGAAUUUGCCGACUUGUAAUAAAAAUUUGCUUACUUCACUUUGUUUAAUGUUUUGAAUUUUUCAUCAAAGUUUACAAUAAUAUUUUCCCUAAAUUCUUUCUUAAAUUAUAUUUUAUUCCUACAAUUUUGGUAAUUUAUGCGUAUUUUAGUGAUGACUGAGAAAGCAAAUCUGAGCAUUCUUAUUUUAUGUACUAAUUACUAAUAUUAUCUGAACUUGCUUUAUAACUGUAUAUGGCUGUGUUCUGUUAAUUUUGAGAAGUUGCUGGUUACUAUACUCCUGUAUAUAAACCUGAGUAUUCAAAACCAUUUUCUACUGGAGGAUAAAUUAUAUAUCUUUCACUGUUCAUGAAUAUAUUUGCUUUAAAAUUGAGUAAACUUUUGCUUGAACUUAAAGAAAUGUUUGAAUUCUGAGGUUUAAGUACAGGAGUAUUUUUUGUGUUGUGUGAUAGUUAAUAUUUUAAUAUAAGAGACAACUAGAUUAAAUGUACAUACAUGAUGUAAAAUUACACAUAAAUCUAAAUCUAAAUAUUUCAAUAAAGUUUUCAAAUUUGUACUAUACACUCGUUAGUCGUUAUGCAUUUAUUCUUGACAUUUUAUUUCUAUCGCUCAAGCUAACAAGUGACUUGUUACUUUCUGUCCAGAGAACACUCUCUGUACCAGAGAAUAUAUAGAGAUCAUAUAUACUCUAUAAUCUGUAAUCAAUCAUCGUAAGUACAAACCGUUUUACACCUUUUUCAAAAUGAAUUUGUGAGUGGUUUCAGAAAUGCACCAUAUUUUAGCAAUAAACAUACACAAAUUUAUACUAGAAUAUAACGCUUGACACAUUAAAAACCAAGGAUAAAUAUCCAAGUGCAACCAACAAAUCCUGAUAUUUUAUGCUAAAUCUUAUGAACAUAGACCAAAAUAUUUUAAUAUUCCCUUUACCAAAAUUUGUAACAUUUAUUGUAGGCAUUUUCUAUGUGUAAUGUGCCAAUGUUGUGCCAUUGUGCUUUUCAAGUAUUCAUACUGGAAUAACGUACAUAUCUUUUUUACUAUGAUCUUGUAAUACUAUAAAUGCAACACUUCAAAAAAGAGUUUUGUUGUAGUUGAUUAAAUCAUCUGUUCAAAAAUGUUUUGAGAGUUUGUGCAAAGCACAAUACUACAGAUUGUGUAUUUGAAGAAUACUUGUCUUACAUUUUCCUUACAAUCCCUUUUUAAUUCUAUUUCUAUUGUUGUCAAUUUUGAUUUAUUGAUUGUGGACUAUUUUGGGCAUUUUACUAUUUAGUAACAAAAUAUUCACCGUGUUAUUGUAUGUUGCUCAGUAGUGUGUUAUCAUUUUAGGCAGUAGCAUUGGUAGAAUUACUUUAGCCGUAAUUGAUCUCAUCAAAGUAUAAGAAUUUUGUUGUUCUAUCUAAUGAAAUAUCAGGAAUAACUUCUGGUUUGGCUUGCAUAAGUUUCUAUACGUAUUGGAAGUCUGUAUGGGUAUGUUUACUUUUCCAAUCUUAAAAUUAGCACUGUUGUUAUUUAUCUCCCGGAUUAUAAUGGUUCGUUAAAACACUGUAAUUUUAUUGUGAUGAGAAGUAGAUAAGAUUACAGUGUUUUUUUUUUUUUGUUUUUUUUUUAACUAGGGACAGGUGCAUACUCGAUGCCGCAGAUACUUGGACAUCGGUAUCGAGAAUCGAUCGUCAAAAGUUGAUUCCGAUACCGAUGCCCAACUCGUCUGCGAAGAUUGCGUGAUCGAAAAAUUACCGCUAUUGCCACGAUUGUGCAAGAUGACAAUCACGCUUCCGUGAUUGCGGCAGAUGAGGACAAUGUUCUCACCCCUCCAGGAGAUAUUCAUGAUUUUGCCGCAAUCACGGAAGACGAUGAUGACAUUUUUUGUGACCACGGGAGUCGAUGAUAAUGACUACACAGCCAUGGGAGAUGUUCAUGAUUUUGCUGUGAUUGCGCAAGACGACAAUUAUGUUUAUGUUACCGAGGAGAAAAACAUUUUCUCAAAAAUACUUGAUGGAAGGACAUAAAGACAGGGAUUGGUGUAUUUAUAACCAAUCCAUUCAGAAACUUUGGUAAAACUAUUAAAAAAAUGGUAUCGGUAUCGAGAAUAGAUUUUUCAGGUAUCGGUAUAGAGAAUUGAUCAUUUCUUUUACAUCACUAAUUUUAACUAAGCAGCGAAGCAAUAUGACUUCCUAGUAGAAUGUCUCCAAUCAUCCAAAAAUAAGCUAUUCAGUGAAACCUCUUUUAACCCCACCCCGUUAAUCCGAUACUGUCCUAGAAAAUUAAAAUUAUUUGGAAAAUGAGCUAGGCAAAACAAACUGUCCGCCAUGGCGCAAGUAGUCGGUUGGCUUUGCCAAUCGAAUAAUUUAGCAAACAACAUGGAUCUGGUAUCCAUGAUAUAGAUAAAGUUCAGGAAACCAAUAUCAAUUAUUUUCAGAAAUAGUUAUUGUGUAGUUGUAGAUCUUUAAGUGAUAACGAUUAAAAUUCCAAAAAACUUCAGUUCUAGUUUCCUACUAUUGAUAAACCCCUACUAAACCUACUAUUUUGGGUUUAAAGGAGGUUUUACUGUAUUGAUAAAUUAAUAAGGUGUGAAAUUUAUCACCAACAAUUCUUUAGAAAUUGAAAAGCUCAUAACGAUUUGAAUAUAUCUCCUCAUGAACCAAGUUUCAUGAAUUGGCGUUUUACAAUUUUUUUGUUAGUUAUUCACAGGGAUGUAAUUCAUGUUUGUACACAUGUACCACCUUGGCUAGAGCGCCUAGGUUGAUAAAUCUUUUUCAACGUAAAUUCUAUAUAGUUUUUUAUAUAGAAAACUAUAAGAAAGAUUUUUGCUAAUUCCAUGUUUAUGGAAUUAUAUUUAAUUUUCUACACUAUUAUACAUAAUGAUUUGUGUAUUUGUAUAUUUUGUUUUUUUGAACCUAAGUACAGUUUAUGUGUUUUUUAUGUAAUUAAUUUACAUGUGUUAUGUUCAGUUGAUAUAUAAAUACGGUAAAGCUUGUGAACAAAGUAUAGCUUUAACAAUAUUCAUCACAAGCACUAAUGUAAAAUGAAAAAAGUUAAAAAUUUAUAAUGUUUUAGAAGUUAUUGUGGUAUAAUUAAGAUGUAUAGAAUUUCUCGUCUGUAUUUUUCAUUUUUAUAUAUCUACACAAGCAAUGAAUAUUCCACUGUUAGGGUCUAUGGUGUUUUUACUGUGGUAAAUACAAUAUAUUUGAGCAUCGAAAGUGAUCUUGAAAUACAAAGUUCAAGGUUCUUGCCGGACUGGUAACAUAAUUUUGGACUAAGAAAUGUGUAACAAUGUAAAGUUGACUGGUUUAUUCAAUUUAUAUAGUCUUACAUACCCACUAUAAUUUUUGCCUCUAAAUUUUAAAUGAUUUGUUUCCAAAUGGCUAUAAAAAAGUGAAUUAUUCCACUUAAUUCUAUACAUAAUACAUUUUUUAUGUCAUGAUCAGUGUAAGAAGGUUUGUUGUUUCCUAUUGUAAAAAUCGCUAAAGAUUUAAAAUAUGUUUUGCGUAAUUUUGUUGUACAAAUUUCAACAUUUAAUGUUUGAUUUAACAUGGGAAUUGCUUUUGAGCCCAAGUAACUUGAAGAUAUUUUGUUUUGGUUUUUGAUAUUAAUGAAAUAUAAAUGUAUGACCUAGAUAUUUUUAUGAUUUCUUUGUUAUGUUUGGUGAAAAACCAGAAAUAGAAAUGAGAA